AAGAGCAUACAUGCUUGCCAACAAUACCAAGCCUUUGUGUGAUGCACGCGUCAUAGAUAAGGCCAAGUCCCCCCCUCAGCCCCUCUCACGCGGUUGUUGUGAUUCCUCUCUCUAUCGACACAAAUAAAAAACACCCAAAGCUUCCACUUUCUUUCUCUCUGCUUUCCUUUGUCUCUGUUUUCUUUCAUUUUCUUCUUGUUUUUAUUUUCCCAUUUAGAGCUUCACAUUAUCUAAACUUUGCAGUUUGACUGACCCACCAAACAACCCAAAGCUAAGGAGAGCUGUUUUUUUCAGCUUCCUGUCUUCUUUUAGGACUUCAGAAAUUACCAUGACUUGUUGAAUUGUUAGUCCUAUAAAACAAAAAGGAAUAUUUUUGCUUACUUGAGUGAAGAAGCAUUAGUUUAUCUCUAAUGGGCAACUGUUUAUUUUCUUCUACUAGAGUGGAUUCCAGCCAAAGCCCCCAUGCAACUUCAGCUUCAGGAGGCUCAAGAGUUUCCAGCAAAACCAGUCGGUCUUCAGCUCCUUCGAGCUUAACCAUCCCAUCUUUCAGUGAUACGAGUAGUAUGGGAUGUCUUCCAACACCAAGGACUGAAGGAGAAAUAUUGUCGUCCCCCAAUUUGAAGCCGUUCUCAUUCAGCGAGUUGAAGAAUGCCACCAGAAACUUUCGUCCCGAGAGUCUUCUAGGUGAAGGUGGUUUUGGUUAUGUUUUUAAAGGAUGGAUUGAUGAAAACACAUUAGCUGCUACAAAGCCUGGAUCAGGAAUGGUUGUUGCUGUCAAGAAGCUUAAACCUGAAGGUUUUCAAGGCCACAAAGAGUGGUUGACUGAAGUUGAUUAUCUCGGCCAACUUCAUCAUCCAAAUCUGGUUAAGUUGAUUGGAUAUUGCUCUGAGGGAGAGAACCGACUUUUGGUCUAUGAGUUCAUGCCUAAAGGAAGCUUGGAGAAUCAUCUUUUUAGAAGAGGGCCGCAGCCGCUUUCUUGGGUGGUGAGGCUUAAGGUCGCCAUAGGUGCUGCUAGAGGGCUCUCCUUUCUUCAUGAUUUAAAAUCCCAAGUCAUAUAUCGUGAUUUUAAAGCUUCUAAUAUAUUGCUAGAUGGGGAGUUCAAUGCGAAACUUUCUGAUUUUGGGUUGGCCAAGGCAGGGCCUACUGGUGAUAGGACCCAUGUCUCAACUCAGGUCAUGGGUACUCACGGCUAUGCAGCACCUGAAUAUGUUGCUACCGGUCGUUUGACAGCUAAGAGUGAUGUAUACAGCUUUGGGGUUGUGCUGCUUGAACUGUUGUCUGGACGACGGGCUGUUGAUAAAACAAAAGUUGGUGUGGAACAGAAUCUAGUAGACUGGGCGAAACCCUAUUUGGGUGACAAAAGAAAAUUAUUUCGAAUAAUGGACACUAAGUUGGGGGGCCAGUACCCACAGAAAAGCGCUUAUACAGCUGCUACCCUUGCUUUACAAUGUCUAAGUACUGAAGCCAAACUCAGGCCUAAAAUGUCCGAAGUUUUGGCAGCAUUGGAGCAACUUGAAGCCCCAAAAACCGCAUCCAAACACACUCAAUUAGAUCAGCAACCAAUUCCACUUCCUGUUCAGAAAUCUCCGAUAAGACAACACCAUUCGCCCAUGCAUCUAACACCCAGUGCAUCCCCAUUACCAUCUCAGAAGCAAUCCCCACGCGCAUAUUGAUUCCGUCUGUAAAUUUCCUAUGCGUGUGUAUAUCCUUUUUGUUGCUUAUGAAAUGUAACUUUUGACCGUCUUUUUUUAUGCAAUUUUGCAUUUCAUAUAA
Gossypium raimondii (Peruvian cotton) is the source of this 1773-nucleotide messenger RNA. Its product is annotated as probable serine/threonine-protein kinase PBL3. The record is from RefSeq and is a predicted model, not a curated record. The coding region runs from base 411 to 1673 and encodes 420 amino acids. NCBI's taxonomy places the organism in Eukaryota, Viridiplantae, Streptophyta, Magnoliopsida, Malvales, Malvaceae. Gene Ontology annotation, biological process: protein phosphorylation. Gene Ontology annotation, molecular function: protein kinase activity; ATP binding. The transcript is spliced from 6 exons.